UCCAGUUGAGAAGAAUGUCAAAGCAGGAGCGUGGAAUGAAGAUGAAGAACACUAACAACAACCCCGUUCUUCAUAAUCCUUCAGAAUCUUCUGCACCUGGAAUUGUGAAUCAUCAGCAAGCGGAUAUGCAUGCUCCUGCAAAUGAAAAGCUAAAAGGCAUCCAUGUACCUGGAGAAACACGGAAUUUGUAUCAAAACUACUCAUUGUCUAAAUAUGUUCCUCGACGCCAAAAAUCAAAGGAGGGACUACAAACUUCUGCGACUGACCAGGAAAGGAAUCAUACAGAACUCCCAAGUUGGUCCCAGUUCAGACCACGAUCACAUCCAUCAACACAAAAAAGUAAGGUGACAGCUGAUACAACCCAUUCUGAAGUCAUCCCACAGCAAGCUUCUUGUUGUUUGCAGUCCAAACCACGACCACAUUCACGAAAGAGAACGAAAAAUAAGAUAACAGCUAAUACAACAGAUUCUGAAGCUAUCCCACAGCAAGCUUCUUGUUGUUCGCAGACCAAACCACGACCACAUUCACGAAAAAGAUCAAAAAGUAAGAUAACAGCUGAUUCAACGGAUUCUGAAGUUAUCCCACAGCGUGCUUCUCGUUGUCAUGGUCAAUCAAGGAGGAACAACAGUCAAAAGGGGUUAGGAUCAUCGAAAUUUGAGCUUUACUUGGAGAGCAUAUGGAAAUUGCAUCCGGAAGAUAGGAGAAACACAUUUACGUACCUUGACAGCUUGUGGUUCUCCUUGUACUCAGAACGUUCUCACAAAGCUAAGGUGUUGAACUGGAUUGCGAAAAAGAAGAUAUUCUCAAAAGAGUAUGUUUUUGUUCCCAUUGUUCUCUGGGGUCACUGGAGUCUCCUGAUCUUUUGUCACCUUGGUGAAAGUUUACAAUCUAAAGAAAGAAGUCCUUGUAUGUUGUUGCUUGAUUCUUUGCACAUGGCGAACCCUGAGAGAUUUGACCCUGGGAUCAGAAAAUUUGUUGUAGACCUAUUCAAGGCAGAACAGAGGCCAGAAACCAAGGACCAGAUUAUGAAAAUCCCCCUAAUGAUUCCAAAGGUUCCGCAGCAGAGAAAUGAUGAAGACUGUGGCAAUUUUGUUUUGUACUAUAUAAACCUCUUCUUAGAGAGUGCUCCAGAAAAUUUCAGCAUUUCAAAGGGCUACCCAUACUUUAUGACAGAAGACUGGUUUACUCCUGAACGGUUGGAAUGUUUUCUUCAAAAAGUGCAAUCUACUUGUGGAAGUACUUAUGAUUCUGAUGAAUGCCUCCUAGAUGACGGAGAUGUAGUGUGUAUAGAUCCCUAGCUAGCUUUGCCAGUGACAUAGCAUUUGUGCAGGAUUUAAGGCUUAUUUUGGUUUAGGUUUUGGGACUAUGGUGG
Messenger RNA from Solanum verrucosum, 1372 nucleotides. RefSeq lists its product as uncharacterized. Gene Ontology annotation, molecular function: cysteine-type peptidase activity. Lineage: Eukaryota; Viridiplantae; Streptophyta; Magnoliopsida; Solanales; Solanaceae. The transcript has 8 exons. The record is from RefSeq and is a predicted model, not a curated record. Gene Ontology annotation, biological process: proteolysis. Bases 15 to 1298 code for a protein of 427 amino acids.